AUGUCUACAGCAGAUCUGAUGGAGAAUCUCAGGGAGGAACUGACCUGUUUCAUCUGCUUGGACUAUUUCACCAGCCCAGUGACCACCGAAUGUGGGCACAGCUUUUGUCUGGUGUGUCUCCUGAGAAGCUGGGAGGAACAUAACACCCCCUUGUCAUGUCCUGAGUGCUGGAGGACCUUGGAGAUCCCGCAUUUCCAGCCCAACGAGCGUCUGGGGAGGCUGGCUGGCAUCGGCAAGCAGCUCAGGUCCCAGGUGCUGCACAGUGAAGGCAACCAGGGCAGCUAUGAGAGGAUGCUGGCUGCCACUAGGAUGCUGUCUGAUGAGCAGCUGGGGGGCCACAACUUCUCAACCCAAGGCCCCGGAGUAAACAGAAUGAAUCUCUCCAGUGAGGCUGAGGAGCAUCACAAAGAGAAACUCCAGGAAAUACUAGACAUUUUGUGUAAAAAGAGAAAGGAAACAGAGGUUAUAUUAAACCAUGAGAAGGAGAGAGUGAUAUUGUGUAAGGAAGAGACAAAGACCUGUAAGCAGGUUGUCCUGUCAGAAUAUGCAAAAAUGCACCAGUUCCUGAAGGAGGAGGAGCAGCUGCAGCUACAGCUGCUAGAAAUGGAGGAACGAGAGAACCUGAAGAAACUGCGGGACAAUGAGAUCAGGCUGACCCAGCAGAUGCGAAGCCUGAGCAAAAUGAUGGAACAGAUAGAGUCCACGUGUCAGAACUCGAUUAUAGAGUCCUUCGAGGAUGUGAGAGGAAUACUGGAAAGGAGCGAGCCCCUCUUGCUUCAGUGUCCGGAGGCCAUCAGCACGGGACUGACUCUGUGCCACAUCACAGGAAUGAGGGAGAUGCUAAGAAAAUUCAGCACGGAUAUAACCCUAGAUCCAGCCACAGCCAAUGCCUACCUAGUCUUGUCUGAGGAUCUGAAAAGUGUGAAACAUGGAGGAAUCCGACAGCAGUUGCCUGACAACCCUGAAAGAUUUGACCAGUCUGCCACGGUGCUGGGCACUCAGGUCUUCACCUGCGGGAGACACUACUGGGAGGUGGAAGUGGGCAACAAGACCGAGUGGGAGGUGGGCAUCUGUAAGGACUCAGUGAGCAGGAAGGGGAAUCACCCCAAGCCUCCUGGGGACCUCUUCUCACUUAUAGGCUUAAAGAUUGGCGAUGAUUAUAGUCUUUGGGUCUCAUCACCUUUGAAAGGCCAACACGUCAGAGAGCCAGUGCAUAAGGUUGGCAUUUUCUUAGACUAUGAGUCUGGACAUAUAGCAUUCUACAACGUGACAGACGAGUCCCUCAUCUACAGCUUCCCUCCAGCCUCUUUCCAAGAGGCUCUCAGGCCCAUCUUCUCCCCUUGUCUCCCAAACGAAGGGACCAACACAGGCCCUCUUGUCAUCUGCUCACUGAAUCACCAUUGCCCUGCUCACUGA
Messenger RNA from Dama dama (fallow deer), 1416 nucleotides. It is a transcript of the gene TRIML1, whose product is annotated as tripartite motif family like 1. The transcript has 6 exons. Lineage: Eukaryota; Metazoa; Chordata; Mammalia; Artiodactyla; Cervidae. The record is from RefSeq and is a predicted model, not a curated record. The coding region runs from base 1 to 1416 and encodes 471 amino acids. Gene Ontology annotation, molecular function: protein binding.